AUGGCAUCGGAGCAGUUUUCUCGGACACCUCCCUCGACCUCCGAACCUCCACGGAAUGUUUCUGGCAAACGCGUCCGCCCCAGUGUGAGUCAAGAAAUCGACGAUGAAAAUCGACGAAAAGACCCCAAAAUCAGCAGGGCUUGCGAUAUCUGCAAGAGAAAGAAAAUAAGAUGUGACGGGACACUUCCAUGUAAUAACUGCGCCAGAAGAAAGAUCGACUGUGCAUAUGACGCGAAAUAUGGCCGAGGUCGACCGCCGACUCCACAGUCCUCAACCAAAACAAUCGAUCGUUGCCAAGAGGAUUUGCGAAGGGGUGAUUCAAUCACUUCAUGCUCUUGGCAGCAGCAAAAUUCACCGAGUGGCGAUCAAUCGGCCCCCGAAACACAAUACCGCGUUUCCCCUGAGCCAGACGUGGAAGGUCAGUAUUUCGACCCAACCUCAGGUUUGAAUUUUCUACAUCGCGCGUGGAAGAAGUUGUUGGUACAAAAGGAUGGAUCUACUUCCAAUGACAACCAGCGACCAGAGCGACAUCAGCCGCUCACAUCAGCUGGAGAUCGGCCGUUUCACGAUGAAGAUCACGCGUCCGGCACCGUUUUGCCGGAUGCUUCGACUGCAAAGAAGCUUCAAGAAUUCUACUUUGAGUCAUGUGUUGUGACCUACCGCAUGCUUCAUCGGCAGACCGUUGAAGGGUGGAUGGAGUUAUUCCUGAAAGACCAACAAGAUGGCAGGCCUAUGGGUUGGUCGCUAGGCAAUCCCAGAACUGCGAUCCUACUGACCAUCAUGGCUAUCGCAACUCUGCGCCUCCAGAAGAUGGAACGAGAGUUCUCGACAUAUGACGAGGCGCAUAUUCUACAACAGAGUGAUCGCUUAUACUGCGCUGGUGUGAAACUUAUCGAGAAAGAGAUGGGUUUCCCGCGUUUGGAGUCGGCGCAGGCGCGCCUGAUCCAGGUUCUCUAUCUCCUUCAAACGGCUCGGAUGAAUGAAGGUUGGUAUAAAUUUGGCAACACGUUCCACAUCACACUUUCUAUGGGAAUGCACAGAAGAAGCGAUCAGAAACGAGAUCUGCCUUUCAACAGCAAGAGAUACAAUUAUAUCACCUCGGAAUGCUUUAAGCGCACGUUUUGGGUCGCAUACAUCAUAGACAAAUACUUAAGCGUUGUGUUUGGAAGACCCAGACUUUACCAAGAUGAAGACAUCGAUCAAAGCUUUCCAGACAGGAUUAACGAUGAGGACAUGACACCGCAAGGGCCUACUGCUUCAGAUGAUUCUACGGACUGUCAUAUUGAUGCUGUCAUCUUUCACGCCAAAAUUGCACGUAUAAUUGGAACCGCUUCACGGGAAGUGUACUCAGUCAACGAUCUAUCCCACCAAGAGCGCCUGGCGGCUGCCAACAGACUGAGCUGUGAACUCCAUGAGUGGCGUGCAAGUCUACCACCUCAUUUGGGCACUGUGAAGCCAUCUACGCUGAUUCCCAGCUUCCGACGUCAAGCUAUCGCCCUACAGCUUGCCUAUUUCCAUGCUCUGAUUCAUACCAAUCGGCCCUUCCUGUUGAGCGAUACCACGUCCGAGGGAGUCUCCGAAUGCAUGUCCUCUACAAAAGCCAGUUUGGAACUCAUCAACAGAAUGGCAGGAGACAACACAUUGCUCCAUUCAUUUUGGUGGACGCAAUACGUUAUCUUCUGCGCGCUGGCAGUGGUUUAUGUUGGGGAAAUUCAACGUGCCACCCGGUCCACCUACGUGAUUGACGAUGUGUCUUCAGGUCAAAUAUUUGAUCUCGCAGAAAAGUGUCGUAGCCAUCUCGAGCAAGCUUCUGCCGGUUUAUCCCCCAACCAGCGAUACAGUGUGAUCCUCGACGAGCUACGAUCGGAGGCUUUUAGGUGUCGAAACACACGGAAUAAUCCGCGCCUUUUUCAACAAAGCAGUCUUCAGCGCGCUGAGCCUGAUGCUAACGCAGGUUUUGACUCUUCGGCUAUCCAGGAGACGACCUUGCUCGGAUCCGUUCCAGAUGUCUUGCUACAGGAAGACCCUAUGUCGAACGUGCUGGAUGGAUUUCUAUUCAGUGAUUGGCAGACUCUUGACUCAUCUGCAUUCUUCCCCUUACCAGAUCCUGACUCCGUUUCCCCAACCUGUGACCCCGCAAUCGGCUGGGGCAAAUAA
Penicillium brevicompactum is the source of this 2157-nucleotide messenger RNA. Its product is annotated as Zn(II)2Cys6 transcription factor. NCBI's taxonomy places the organism in Eukaryota, Fungi, Ascomycota, Eurotiomycetes, Eurotiales, Aspergillaceae. Gene Ontology annotation, biological process: positive regulation of transcription by RNA polymerase II; DNA-templated transcription. The transcript has 3 exons. The record is from RefSeq and is a predicted model, not a curated record. Bases 1 to 2157 code for a protein of 718 amino acids. Gene Ontology annotation, cellular component: nucleus. Gene Ontology annotation, molecular function: zinc ion binding; sequence-specific DNA binding; DNA-binding transcription factor activity, RNA polymerase II-specific.